Messenger RNA from Sardina pilchardus (European sardine), 2527 nucleotides. It is a transcript of the gene ddx43, whose product is annotated as DEAD (Asp-Glu-Ala-Asp) box polypeptide 43. Gene Ontology annotation, molecular function: ATP binding; RNA helicase activity; RNA binding. The record is from RefSeq and is a predicted model, not a curated record. NCBI's taxonomy places the organism in Eukaryota, Metazoa, Chordata, Actinopteri, Clupeiformes, Clupeidae. Bases 94 to 2181 code for a protein of 695 amino acids. The transcript is spliced from 16 exons.
GGUUAGCAAACCGGAUGUGAUGAGGUGUUAACAGCGUGUAUGCACCAUCUCCGCUACUGAUGUUAAAUAGCUCGAGAAUCUGAAUGGUUUAUAAUGUCUGAUUGGGAAGACAACAAUGAUGCGGAUGAUGUCGUGAACGCAAAACCAGCAAAACCACCGGCAUUCAAGAACUCUGAAUGGCGACCUCGGCCCUCUGAAGGUAAAGAAAAUGUAUGUUUCGGAGUAAAGCGUGGCCAACAAUCAGGAAGGAGCGACCAAGAUGGUACCCAGUGGAGAAGCUGGAGGGACCAAGCUGACACGUGUAGUCGCGACUCAAGAAAUGGUGAACGUGAUACAAGCAGUAGGGGACGUAGUCAGCAUGGAGGGAAUACUUCAGGUUCAUCCAACGUUAUGUCCUUCACUGUGGAUAAUUCUGUGGUUGGACGAGUAAUUGGUCGAGGUGGAAGUAAAAUACGCGAAAUUGAAGAGUCAAGUGGAGCAAGAAUUAAGAUCAACCGUGGCGAUUCUGAGGGCGAAGUUGUGAUCUUUGGUGAUAUCGACGUUCAACAGAAAGCCAAAGAGAUAAUUGAUGACUUGAUUUCAGACAAUGGCCCAAGGUUUCGAGAUGGGCCCAGAGCACCUGCCCCUGCCGGCAGAAAUGGCUCCUGCUGGUCCUCUUCUGAGCUACAGCAGUCCGCCACAAAGUACUCAGAGCAGACUGAACGUAUCGACUGGUUAUCCAUCAGAGAGAACAAGGAAAAGUAUGCGAUCAUGAAAUGGCAAGACCUUCCUCCAAUGAAAAAGGAUUUUUACAUAGAGGAUCCAGCAGUUGCAGCUCGAACUGCAGAGGAGGUUGAUGCUUGGCGGAAAGAAAACAACAAUAUUUUCGUGGAUGAUCUGAAGGAGGAGGAGAAAAGGCCCAUCCCACAUCCAAUCUGCACUUUUUUGGAGGCCUUCCUGCAUUUUCCUGGGAUCAUGGAAAAUAUAGUCCGGGUGGGAUUCGCCAAACCAACGCCCAUACAGUCCCAGGCAUGGCCCAUAGUCUUGAAAGGUUUGGACUUGAUCGGAAUAGCCCAGACAGGCACGGGGAAGACCCUGGCCUACCUCCUGCCAGGAUUCAUCCACAUGGAUCAGCAGCCGCUGGCAAGGGACAAACGCGAUGGGCCUGGCAUGUUGGUGCUGACACCGACUCGAGAGCUGGCCCUGCAGAUUGAGACUGAAUGUAACAAGUACAGCUACAAAGGCUUCAAGAGUAUCUGUAUCUAUGGCGGUGGAGAUCGCAGGGCCCAGAUCAAGAUGGUGACCAGUGGUGUGGACAUAGUCAUCGCCACCCCUGGCCGGCUCAAUGACCUGCAGAUGAACAACCUGAUCAACCUGCGCACCAUCACCUAUCUUGUUUUGGAUGAGGCCGAUCGGAUGUUGGACAUGGGUUUUGAGCCUCAGAUCAUGAAGAUAAUUCUGGACAUUCGGCCUGACCGGCAGACGGUCAUGACCAGUGCCACCUGGCCGCCAGGUGUGCGGCGUCUGGCCAAGUCCUACCUGAAGGACCCCAUGAUGGUGUACGUGGGCACGCUGGAUCUGGCAGCUGUGAACACAGUCCAGCAGAUAGUCCUCUUUGUUCAGGAAGAGGAGAAGAAGGCAUACGUGUUUGACUUCAUCGGCAACAUGCAGCCUGAGGACAAGGCUCUGAUCUUUGUGGGAAGAAAGGCAAACGUGGAUGACCUCUCCAGUGACCUGUCUCUAAGAGGCACCGCUGUGCAGUCCCUCCAUGGGGACCGAGAGCAGUGUGACCGCGAGGAGGCCCUGCAGGACUUCCGAGAUGGUAAUGUGCGUAUACUGGUGGCCACAGACCUGGCGUCCAGGGGAUUGGAUGUCAGUGACAUCACACACGUCUUCAACUUUGACUUUCCACGGAACAUUGAAGAGUAUGUUCAUCGCGUGGGACGCACAGGUCGAGCAGGCCGCUCAGGUGUGUCUGUAACGCUGGUAACGAGAGAUGACUGGAGCAAGGCAGCAGAGCUGAUCAGCAUUCUGGAAAGAGCGGGUCAGGAGGUUCCAGAGGAGUUGGUCUUGAUGGCAGAACGGUUCGAGAAAAAGCAGAGAGAGAGGGCCAUGAAUCCUACACGAGGAGGGACAAGAGGAGGACCAGGAGGAGGAGGGCGUGGGGGAGGGAGAAGAGACAGAGAUUUAACCUGGAUCUAAUCUACAGGUGUCAGUCUAAUCACAUCGUGUGUUUGAGGAGGUUUUGCCUAUAUCCAUUCAUGAUGCAAACCACGGUGUAUUAAGACUGUCCGGUUAUUGGGUUAAUUGGUAGCAGCUAUCGUUCUAGGUUGCUGAACUGUGGACAUUUUUAGAGUGGUUACCCUUGAACCUCUCAUAUGCUAGUGUCCUGGCAAAGUCAAAUGGCUACGUUUUUCUAGACAUCAAGAGUUCCAGGUGUUUGUUUGCUUGUAAUAGCAGAGUAUUAUUUAAGUUAUAUUUUUUUACAAAUCUGUUUAAAUCGUUUUCUGUUGCCUUGUUCAAAUAAAAUGAACCACAGAAAAAAAGU